CCUUAACCAUCCCUUGCACCCCAAGAAAGCCGUCUCAACAUAAACCUGUCCUCUCUUUCAAACCCCUCCCUCACUAAACUCUACUAUCACAGUCAUUUAUCUCACUUGAUUCAGGCUCCAUCAAAAUGUCAGCGCGAGGCCUGGGCUCCACAUCGCCCGACCCGGGCGCGUCAUCUCACGACCAACUCCCGCUGAUGGAUCUCGUAGACGGAGAAGAGGCGCGUGGGAGAAGCCAUCCCGAUGGAGCAACUGGUGCUGCGGCUGAUCUAAUGAGGAGACUUGGUGUUUCGCCCGAGAGGAGGAUUAAAGUUACGCCUGAGGAUGAUGCGCGCGUGUUGAGGCGGAUUGAUAAGGUUGUUCUGCCUCUCAUGCUAGCCGUCUAUUUCUUACAAGGCCUUGACAAAGCUACAAUCGCAUACGCCUCCAUCUUCGGCCUCAUAGAAGACACAAACCUCAAAGGCAAUCAAUUCUCAUGGCUUAGCUCAAUAGUCUACGUCGCCCAACUCAUCGCGCAAUUCCCCCUAGCAUGGCUUCUCGUCAAACUCCCUAUUGGAAAAUUCACAAGCUGCAUGGUCACCCUCUGGGGCCUUACCCUUACAUUUAUGGCGGCAGCACAUACCUUUCGUAGUCUGCUCUUUGCGCGUUUUUGGCUAGGUGCUUUUGAGGCUAGUAUUGCGCCGAGCUUUGUGGCUAUUACGCAGAUGUUUUGGAGGAGGAGGGAGCAGCCGCUGAGGAUGUCGUAUUGGUAUGCUAUGAAUGGCUUCACUGGUGUUUUUGGCAGUUUGGCGACGUGGUGGCUUGCGCAGUUGCCGUUUGGACUAAAACCAUACCAGACCAUCUUUGUUGCCUUUGGAAUCAUCACAGUCUGCUUCUCUACCGUCUUAUUCUCAUAUAUGCCCGACUCGCCAGCAGAGGCCAAAUUUCUCGACAAGCACGAUAAACUCAUCGCCAUUGAACGGUUGAGGAUGAAUCAGACUGGCGUCAUGUCUCGUCAAUGGCGGUGGGAUCAUUUCUGGGAGACCAUCCGAGAUUUGAAGACUUGGCUCUGGUUCUCUCUUAUCUUCAGCAUUUCAGUACCCUCUGGUGGCGUUGGUUCUUUUGGGCCUCUCCUCAUCAAAUCAUUUGGCUUCGAUUCUUUCCAGGCGAUUCUCUUCAAUGCCCCGUUUGGUGUUGUUCAGUUCAUCUCUACAGUUGGAGGCUCUUAUGUCGCGACAAAGUACCAUAAGAAGGGUCCGGUCAUUGCCUUUUUGGCUCUUUUCCCAAUUGUUGGCUGCAUGAUCAUGCUCUCAACGCCGCAUACACCUGAUGGCAGGAAUACUCUGCUGGGAGGCUAUUACAUGAUAUCUGUCUUUCCGGGCAUCAUUCCUCUGAUAUACUCAUGGUCUUCCUCAAAUACUGCCGGCGACACCAAAGGCAAAUGCAACUCUUCAGUACUCUUUAUCGGCCAAUCCCUCGGAAAUAUCAUCGGCCCUCUUCUCUACAAACCAUCAGAGGCGCCCGAGUACCAUCGAGGGCUGUACUGGAAUCUGCUCCUUUACAUCGCAAUCGUUGGACUCGUCGUGGUUACGACUAUGUACCUGACCUAUCUCAACCGCGACCAUAGCCGCCGUCGCGUCAUGGCUGGAAAGGACGCGGUGAUUGUUGACUACAGCUUGUACUCACCCGAAGAAGCAGAUCGUCUUCGAAGGUCGAAAGUGACGGAAGGACAACAUAUCGAAAAUGCAAGGGAUGCGACGGUUGGAGAUCAUGCGUUUGAUGAUAUGACGGAUUUGAUGAACGACGAAUUUGUAUUUGUAUUCUAAAGCAAUUGGAAGACUUCCAGAUAUUCCUCUAGACUGUUUGCGAUAUUAUCUCCAUAGCACAGACAUCUCGAAAAAUCUAUCAAUACCUUCUGUAGAC
Messenger RNA from Fusarium redolens, 1899 nucleotides. Its product is annotated as major facilitator superfamily domain-containing protein. Bases 126 to 1802 code for a protein of 558 amino acids. Gene Ontology annotation, biological process: transmembrane transport. NCBI's taxonomy places the organism in Eukaryota, Fungi, Ascomycota, Sordariomycetes, Hypocreales, Nectriaceae. Gene Ontology annotation, cellular component: membrane. The transcript has 6 exons. Gene Ontology annotation, molecular function: transmembrane transporter activity. The record is from RefSeq and is a predicted model, not a curated record.